Messenger RNA from Aphanomyces astaci, 13154 nucleotides. RefSeq lists its product as hypothetical. The transcript has a single exon. The record is from RefSeq and is a predicted model, not a curated record. NCBI's taxonomy places the organism in Eukaryota, Oomycota, Saprolegniomycetes, Saprolegniales, Verrucalvaceae. The annotation marks the transcript as partial.
GUGACAUCAGUGUCUCACCAGGCAGCAGUUCAGCCAACACUGGUGGAUCCAUUACUCUUACUUCAGGAGUUGGAACUGCCGCAACAGGCGGAAAGACCUCAGUCGUUGGAGGUGCUGGCAGCUUUGGGGGAAGCGCACUCGUGACGGGCGGGGCUGGAACGGCCAACACUGGUGGUCAAGUCGUUGUAAUAUCGGGUGUGGGUGCUGCAACUGCUGCUAGUGGCGCCAUAGUGCUGUCUUCCAGCGGUGGUGCCAGUACCAGUGGUUCUUUGAUGUUGGCAACUGGAACCGCAACAGCUGGAACAGGUGGAAGUGUCGCUCUUUCCGCGGGUGGAGGUACUGCAGGCUUGGGAGGUGCAGUAUCUGUCGUGGGCGGUGCGAGUACAACUUCGACUGGAGGGCUCACUUCUGUCACUGGUGGCCAAGGCACCUUGGGAGGUAAUGUGGCUGUCACAGGUGGUGUGGGUACCACUAGCACUGGCGGCGCUGUUCUUAUCACCGGCGGAGCUGGGACCGGUAGUACCGGUGGCAACAUUCAAUUGGUUAGUGGUGCUGGUGCUACGACGUAUGCAAGUGGCUCGAUUUCGGUGGCUAGCAUUGGCGGAGGCGUGUAUCCAACUGGUGCUGUGACCCUGAGCACUGGCCCGUCGUCGUCGGCUGCUGCAGGUACAAUUGGCCUUUCGGUCGGAUCAAGUGGUUCCGGUAUUGGAUCAGCUCUGACACUGACAGCGGGUACAAGUACGGCGGCCAGAGGGGGCAAGGUGACCAUUACUUCGGGCACUGGGGCUCAAGGUGGAGCUGUCGAAUUGGUUGGUGCUGUUUCCGCCACCACAACCGGCGGAGCUAUCAGUCUAACCUCUGGUGGCGCGCCAACUGGAACCACCAGUGGCGCAAUCACCCUCUCCACUGCCGGAAACGACUACACAAGUGGUGCUAUUCAACUGACCACUGGUACUUCUACAAAUGGAAACGGAGGCACCAUCAGUGCUGCCGUCGGGGCGAGUUCUACGGGCAUUGGUGGUCAAAUCAGCUUGAUUGGUGGUCUCAGCACUGCUUCCACUGGUGGCAAAGUUUCUGUGUCAGGGAAUACUGGUACCGCAGGCGGCAACGUCGAGCUCACAGGCGGAACCGCAAGCAGUAAUACAGCGACCGGUGGGUCGAUUGCACUAACCUCAGGCCAAGGAGGGUCAAAGAGCGGAAAUGUGCUUCUCACCACCAAUGGCGGUGCGUAUACAAGCGGAACGAUUACCUUUGCGACCGGCACUGCAACAUCGGUUGGAAAUAGUGGGAACAUUGUUGCGACUGCUGGUGGAAGUGCCGUGGGUAACGGCGGGGGUAUCACUCUUACGGGGGGUCUGGGCACGUCGUCUACUGGUGGGAAAGCUAGUGUCGUCGGCGGAGCAGGCGGCGUGGGCGGCAAUGUUGAACUGACUGCCGGAGCCGGAAGUGCGACCUUUGGUGGCAGCAUCGCUUUGGCGUCUGGUGCUGGUACGACUGCUUCUGGCGCGAUCGCAUUGUCGUCUACAGGUGGAUCGUUUGCCAGUGGCGGCGUUUCCUUGACAACGGGAGAUUCUGCGUCCGCAAAUGCAGGUGCUAUUACAGCUACUUCUGGUCGAAGUGCCACUGGAAAUGGACCAGAUGUGACGUUGACAGCUGGCAUCAGUUCGGCUGCCACUGGCGGAAAGAGUUCCGUCAAUGGAGGGUCGGGAACUGUCGGUGGUGAUGUUCAACUUUCAGGCGGUAGUGGCUCCAAUACUGGUGGCAGUAUCACGCUAUUUGGUGGUGUCAGCAGUACAAGUACGGGAGGUAGCAUCCGUGUUACAACUGGCCAAGGGGCGACUUCGUACGGAAGCGGGGCGAUUGUCCUGUCGACUUUGUCCGGUCCAAGCACAAGUGGAGCCAUCUCGCUGACUACGGGUACCCCUGUGGCCGGAGCUGGUGGUAACAUCGCAGCAACUGUGGGAGAUACAUCUACCGGAAUUGGUGGAAGUAUUGCAUUCUUGUCAGGAAAAAGUGCUGACGCGGCUGGUGGCAAAACGAGCUUCACUGGUGGUGAUGGUGCUGUCGGCGGUAACAUUGAGAUGACUGGAGGAACUGCAACAGGCACUAUCGGCGGUCAAGUUCUACUGACGAGUGGUGCCGGGGCAACGUCCUCCACAAGCGGCCAAGUUCAAGUUUCAACCACGGGUGGUGCAAUCAGCAGCGGUGGAAUUUCGAUACUGACCGGAUCGAGCACGGCUGGGUCUGGUGGUAAUUUUGCUGUGUCAAUUGGCGAUAGCUCUGCAAGCAUUGGAGGAAGUUCCACUAUUACAGCCGGUUUGAGUACUACUGCUGAUGGUGGCAAAAUUGCCCUUCAGAGCGGAUCUGGAACCAUCGGAGGAAAUCUUGAGUUGACUGCUGGUACUGGAAGCGAUGCGGCUGGUGCUGGCGGCAAGGUUCUUAUUUCAAGUGGCGAAGGCAGUGCUAGCACUGGCGGUGCUAUUAAACUCAUCACUGGUGCUGGUGCUUCAACCAAGGCUAGCGGUGAUUUGACGUUGAGCACUUUGGCGGGUGCAACAACUAGUGGCAAGAUUAACUUGGUGACUGGCGACGCGUCAACUGGUGCUGGUGGUGCCAUUGGGUUGACGGCUGGCAGUAGCACUGGUGUUGCUGGAAGUUCCGUGAUGUUACAAUCUGGCGCUAGCACUGACAAUACCGGAGGGCAAGUUGCCAUUAAUGCAGGUCAAGGAUUGGCUGGGGGCGUGAUCCAGCUCAGUGCAGGCACCGGGUCCACUGGUGUUGGUGGGCACAUUUCGUUGGUCAGUGGAAUCGCUGCCACUGCCUCAGUCAGUGGGGAGAUUAAGCUCUCAACUGUGGGUGGCGGUUUCACUAGUGGUGCACUAUCAGUCACUUCUGGGGAAUCCACUGCCGGAAAUGGUGGCAAUAUUGCGGUCACAGUUGGCGCCAGUACCACUGGCCUUGGUGGGACCAUCACGUUAACGUCUGGAAGUACAAGCGCGUCCACUGGUGGAAAGUUGUCGGCGUUUGGAGGCGCUGGCACGGUUGGUGGAAAUGCUGAAGUUACGGGUGGCAGUGCAGGCGGUGGGACUGGAGUGGGUGGCGGCAACGUCAUCUUAACAGGGGGUGCUGCUACAAUCACAACCGGUGGUAGUAUUAACUUGGUCAGUGGUUCCGGAGGCAGCGCCGCCGCCAGUGGCAAAGUCACAUUGUCAACUCUUGCAGGGGCAAGCUCAAGUGGGGCUUUGUCCUUGACGACUGGUGCUGCAUCUGCUGGCGCUGGAGGUGCUCUUACCGCUUUGGUUGGCUCGACGUCGACUGGGGCUGGAAGUGCAAUUUCACUUACAGCAGGCAUCAGUGGAGACAACUCUGGCGGAAAAGUUCGAGCGACUGGUGGGCAAGGUGUGACCGGCGGAGGUGACAUCGAAGUUACAAGUGGAGCUGCUACAACCGGCAAUGGCGGGAACAUUAUCCUAACAAGUGGAGCCGCUGGAAGCUCGUCUACGAGUGGAACCAUUGGUUUAUCGUCUGCGACUGGUGCAUUCAACACCGGCGGUGUGAACAUCGUGUCCGGCGCUGCUACUUCUGGGUCAAGUGGCGGUAUCAUCGCCUCUGUUGGAUCAUCGUCAACUGGAAUCGGUAGUACGAUUUCGCUGACGGCUGGCGCUAGUGGAAAUGCGGCUGGUGGCAAAAGCUCCAUUCUUGGUGGCGCAGGCACAGUCGGUGGUAAUGUGGAGCUCACUGCAGGAGUGGGUAACACUCUCAAUGGCGGAGCAAUCUCGCUGGCUGGGGGUAGCUCCACGACGGCUAUCGGUGGUGGAAUCAACGUUGUUACUGGUACUGGUGCCACAGGUCAAGCCAGUGGUGCUGUGUCCAUUUCGUCUGCCGGUGGAGGACCUUCUAGUGGUCAAAUUCGCAUCUCAAGUGGAACAUCCACGGCUGCGUCCGGCGGGAACAUCGCGUUAUCCGUCGGUGGCAGUAACACCAGUGUCGGCGGCACGAUGACCUUGACGUCAGGCGCAAGCGCGGCUGCCGUUGGCGGUGGUACGACUGUUUCUGGAGGCGGUGGCACUGGAGGUGGUACCGUGACCAUCAAUGGUGGCGACGGCUCCACUACUAAUGGCGGUGCAGUCUUGCUCAAUGGUGGAGCGGGUUCCUCUGGUAUUGGUGGCGCACUUCGCCUUACAAGCGGCGUGGGGUCUGCCACGGCAAGCAGUGGAUUAAUUGUAUUGGCAUCGGCGGAUAACGGUGGCUCCAGUGGAGCCAUUUCGUUUACAACUGGAGUUGCGUCCGACGGGACUGGUGGCGGCGUCAGUGCCAAUGUCGGAAGCAGUUCCGGAACUAACCCUGGAGGCGCCAUUUCUCUUGUGUCGGGGCCGAGUGCGUCGGCUUCAGGAGGCAAUGCUGGCAUCACUGGUGGUGCUGGCACCGCGGGUGGUGAGAUUCAACUCACCGGUGGUGCGGCAACGACUAACACGGGUGGAAGUAUUCGUUUAAGCGGCGGGACAUCUUCAGCUUCUACUGGAGGUGGAAUUUUCAUUACCACGGGCACAUCAACUGGCACGGCUGCAAGUGGAGAUAUACAACUAUCCACGGCUUCUGGAGCGUUCCCAUCUGGUGGGAUUGGCUUGUCCACUGGUGCGUCGUCGUCAGGAGUUGGUGGCUCUAUUUCUGCUUUGGCUGGUUCCAGCAACACUGGCCUCGGAGGUUCCAUCUCCUUCACGGGCGGUAUUGGCAGUGCGUCUACUGGAGGAAAGAGCUCGAUCGUCGGAGGUCAAGGCACUGUUGGCGGAAGCGUUGAAGUCACAAGUGGCGUUGGGUCAUCCUCAACCGGAGGUCAAAUUGUACUAACCACGGGUGGUGGCUCUGCGUCUCAAGGUAGCGGUGCCGUUUCUCUUUCGACAACUGGUGGAGCGUUUUCCUCUGGUUCAAUUUUCGUCACCACUGGCACAUCCACUGGUGGUAGUGGGGGUGCUAUUAGUGCUGCCGUGGGGGCCAGCAGUACUGGCAUUGGCGGCCAAGUGAGUUUGAUUGCAGGCUCAAGCUCCGCUUCGACGGGUGGAAAGGUGUCCAUUUCUGGUAAUUCAGGCACUGUUGGAGGCAAUAUCGAGUUCAAUGGCGGUUCGGCAACCUCAACGACAGGCGGGAAUAUCCAGCUCUCGUCUGGCCUUGGAGGCACCCGAAGUGGCGAUGUGGCGUUGUCAACUAGUGGCGGUGCAUUUACCAGUGGAUCGAUCACCCUCACCACAGGCACAGCGACAUCCACUGGCAACAGUGGCAGUAUUACUGGAUUGGCAGGAACCAGUGCUGUGGGCAUUGGUGGGGCCAUCACACUGACAGCUGGUGUCAGUGCUGCUUCAACCGGAGGCAAAUCGAGUGUUUUUGGUGGUCAAGGGACAAUUGGCGGCAAUGUGGAAUUCACAGGGGGUGUGGGUACGUCGACCACGGGUGGCAGUGUGUUGUUGACGAGUGGUGGUGGCGCAUCGUCAUCAUCCAGUGGAAGUAUCUCAAUGUCGACAACUGGUGGAGCGUUCAGUAGUGGCCAGCUAUCGCUAGUCACUGGAGGCUCAACAUCUGCGUCUGGAGGGGCCAUUGGGGCUGUUGUUGGUGGUAGUACCACAGGCGUUGGAGGGUCCAUCACCUUGACGUCUGGAAGUAGCACAGCCUCCACUGGUGGUAAAACUUCCGUCACAGCGGGUUCGGGUACUGUCGGUGGUAGGUUCGAGGCUACUGGUGGCGCCGGAUCAAGCACCGGAGGCUCAAUCCUAUUGACUGGUGGCGCGAGCACGGGGAGUACCGGAGGGUCAAUGACUUUCGCUACUGGUGCUGGUGCUGCCACGUAUGCCAGUGGUGGCAUUACGCUUUCAACCUCAACUGGACCAAGUACCUCUGGAGUAAUUGCGCUGACAACGGGAACACCUACCGCUGGCAGUGGUGGUGCUGUGACCAUAUCCGUAGGUGGGAGUGUAACCGGCAUUGGCUCUGCGAUCACAGCAACUGCCGGUGCCAGCACUGCGUCCACAGGUGGCAAGAAUGCCAUAUUUGGUGGCGCCGGUACGGUUGGAGGCAACGUCGAACUGACCAGUGGGACAGGAUCCGCUGGUUUGGGCGGGACCAUUGCCUUGCUCGGAGGGGCUGGGGGGUCGACUGCUACUAGUGGCGGUAUCACGUUGUCGACAAGUGGAACGUCUGCUUCCAGUGGCGCAAUCUCGUUGGCUACGGGGGCUGGUGCGAACGGUGUGGGCGGUGGUAUUACCGCUAGCGUUGGUGCCACCACGGCAGGAAUUGGAGGUGUUAUUUCACUGAGUGCUGGAACUGCAUCAGCCUCAACCGGCGGCAAAGCGUCGCUUUUCAGUGGUGCUGGUACGACGGGUGGCAACUUUGAACUCACGAGUGGGGCUGGAAGUGCCAACACUGGAGGUCAAAUCGUCGUGGUGACUGGUACCGGUGCCGCAGCUGCUGCCAGUGGUGCACUUACCUUGUCUACCGCUGGAGGCACAAGCACAAGCGGCGCAGUGACGUUGGCUUCCGGAGCUGUGACUGCAGGAUCGGGUGGUAGUGUGACUGUGUCAUCCGGAGCUGGUACAGUUGGUUUGGGUGGAACAGUAAGUAUCGGCAGUGGGUCGUCUACCGCUGCGACGGGUGGAGCUAUUUCCCUUCAAGCAGGGCAAGGCUCAUACGGUGGCAACCUUGGCUUUUAUGCUGGUGCGGGGUCUACUAACGCUGGUGGGAAAGUUACCAUUGCGUCUGGUGCCAGUACCGGUGCUGCAAGUGGAUUGAUCAGUCUCUCGACGGCCAAUGGUGCCGGAAAUAGUGGCGCUUUGUCACUGGCUACAGGCACGUCGUCUGCCGGAACUGGGGGUGACAUUACAGCCACCGUCAGCUCUGGUGCACUAGACACCGGUGGUAAGAUCACUCUGACCGCUGGGUCGAGUAGUGUUGCAGCCGGUGGUAAGAUAUCCGUGACCGGUGGCGGUGGAACUGUGGGAGGAGACGUCGAAUUUAAUGGCGGUGCUGCAAGUGCUGGCACGGGUGGUAACGUUCUACUCAACACCGGAACAGGCACGCUGUCAAGCGGAGGCAUCACCUUGUCCACCCUCGGAGGUGCUGCACAAAGCGGCCCCAUUGCUAUCAACACUGGCACGGGGACUUCCGCUGCAGGUUCUAUUGCAAUGGCUGUGGGAGGAGGGGCCGCAAGUGCUGCCGGCUCCAUUACUCUAACCGCCGGACUGACGUCGUCUGCCUCUGGAACUGGGGGCAAAAUGUUCUUAUACGGAGGUAGCGGGAACAUCGGCGGUGGAAUUACCCUGACUGGCGGGGCUGGCACCAAUUUGGCUGGCGGAAGUUUGGCAUUGACUGGUGGCCUAAGCACUGCUGGCACGGGUGGAGGUGUCCAAUUGGCCACUGGUUCCGGCGCAAGCGGCUUUGGAAGUGGCGCGAUUACAGUUUCAACUGGCGGCGCGUCCGGCUCGUCUGGUGCAAUUUCGCUUACCACGGGCAAUGCUGGUGGCACUGGCUCGAGUGGGGCCAUUACGCUUUCGGUUGGGAGUUCGUCGGGCACUGGACGAGCGUGGGCUGCAACAGCUGGAUUAAGUACCACCAGUAGCGGUGGUAAAGCGUCUCUGGCAGCCGGUGGUGGUGUCACAGGUGGCAAUGUUGAGCUUACAAGUGGGUUGGGUACGUCGACAGGUGGCAAUCUACUGUUGACGAGUGGCGGGGGUUCUUCUUCCGGUACAAGUGGCAAUGUCUACAUCAUCUCAGCAAGUGGCUCUACAACUGGUGGUUCGAUCGCAUUGACCACUGGAACUGCGACUGGCACGAGUGGGGCUAUCACCAUGUCUGUUGGUGCCGGGGGUUCCUCUGCUGGUGGCGCAUUGACACUUCAAUCUGGACAAAGUACGUCAGCUAGUGGCGGUGGCGUUGCCAUCACUGCUGGAAACGGUGCUGCUGGUGGCGGUAUUCAACUGACAGCUGGAACAGGCAGCACGGGUUUGGGUGGCUUCGUGUCGCUCUCAGCUGGCCAAGGAACGGCCGGAAAUGGUGGCUACGUUGAACUCGUCAGUGGAUUUGGUGGUGGGACCAGUGGUUCGAUCACGAUCUCAGCAUCCGGUGCGACGGGAAACAGUGGAGCCGUGACGAUUUCCACUGGAACAUCUAGUACUGCGUCGGCAGGUGCUAUAACAAUUGCCACUGGCGGCACAACCACAGGCGUGGGUUCUGCGGUCACACUGACAUCAGGCACCAGCGCGAACUCUGCGGGUGGUACAACGUUAGUCGUUGGUGGCGCAGGCACAGUUGGUGGUGACGUUCAACUCACCGGCGGGGCUGGAAGCAGUGCCACGGGUACUGGUGGCGGGAAUGUGAACCUUAAUGGGGGUACAGGCACCGCCAGCACGGGUGGCAAUAUCAACUUGGUCACUGGGGCCGGAGCGACGACAAAGGCGAGUGGUCAAAUAACCCUGUCUACUUUGGCUGGCGCCAUUACUAGCGGUAGUAUUUCCCUGUCGACGGGUUCUGCUAGUGCUGGAUCUGGAGGUGUCAUUACUGUGACUGCAGGCACAAGUUCGACCGGGGUUGGCAGUGCAGUCACAGUUACGGCUGGUGAAAGUGCCAACAACAAAGGUGGCAAGUCCAAGGCUGUUGGCGGUCGUGGCACGAUUGGAGGAGACGUGGAACUGACUGGCGGAGUCGGUACUACUGGCCUCGGAGGCAACAUUGUGUUGACGAGUGGAACCGGCGUUGGCUCGAGCGGUGGUGUGACUCUCUCAACGGUCGGCGGGACUAUCAGCAGUGGCUCCAUUGCACUAUCCACCGGAACGUCAACGUCUGGCAAUGGCGGGGGUAUUUCGCUUUCCGCUGGGGGUACUUCCACAGGUCCAGGAACGGCCAUCACCAUCACUCCUGGGGUAAGCAGUGACAAUACCGGUGGGAAGACGACCAUCGUUGGCGGUGGUGGAGUUGUGGGUGGCAACGUCGAACUCACAGGCGGCACUGGAACUACGGCAGCGUCCAUUGCAGGCGGAAAUGUCAUUUUGUCUGGAGGAACCGGAACCCAAGCCACUGGUGGAGGUGUUACACUCGUCAGCGGUGCUGGAGCUGCUACCAUGGCAAGUGGCCAAGUAACGCUGUCGACGUUGGCUGGUGCUGCAACCACUGGCAGCAUUUCACUGAUUUCUGGCGCUGCCACUGCUGGAUCUGGCGGGUCAAUCAGCGUUACCGUGGGCGCGAGCUCGACAGGCGUAGGCAGUGCAGUGACGGUGACUGCAGGCAGUAGCGGCGACAACACUGGCGGCAAGUCAAAGCUUGUCGGUGGUCAAGGUACUGCCGGUGGAAACAUUGAAUUGAACGGUGGUGUGGGUACCGCUGGAAUCGGUGGUAACGUGUUGCUGACAAGUGGGCUUGGCACAACUGCAAGCGGUACCUUGACGUUCUCAACGGUUGGUGGUGCGAUCAAUAGUGGCGCCAUUUCGCUACUCUCUGGAACGUCUACAGCCGGCAACGGUGGUAACAUUGUGGCAACAGUUGGCGGCAGCACAACCGGUGCAGGUGGUGCCAUCGCGCUCACGUCUGGGGCAACGUCGGCUACUGGAGCUACUGGUGGUAAAACAUCUUUGGUUGGUGGUUCCGGUGCCAUAGGAGGCAAUGUCGAAUUGACUGGUGGAGGUGGCGCAAGCGGUGGUAGCGUUGUCUUGACGGGUGGAAGCGGAGUUUCCAAUAGCGGUGGCGACAUUAACCUCGUCAGUGGCGCCGGUGCGGCAACGGCUGCGAGUGGUCGGAUCACAUUGUCCACUGUCGGUGGAGCGGCAACAAGCGGCAGUAUUGCGCUAACUACUGGGGGUGCUACUGCUGGUUCCGGUGGCGUGAUCACAAUCACAGCAGGCUCAAGCUCGUCGGGAGUUGGAAGUUCUGUGACGACCACAGCAGGAGCCACCACUGGAAACACUGGAGGCAAAGCCAGUACCAUUGGUGGACAAGGUUCGGUUGGUGGCAACGUCGAGUUGACCGGAGGUGUUGGUACUACUGGCGUUGGUGGCACCGUUCUAUUGACCAGCGGAUCGGGUUCCACAACCAGCGGUGCUGUUACUCUAUCAACAAUUGGAGGGGCCAUCAACAGUGGAGAUAUUUCACUCUUAUCUGGAACCUCAUCAGCCGGUAACGGCGGCAACAUUGUGGCUACUGUUGGGGGGAGCUCCACCGGAAUUGGUGGUGCAGUAACGAUUACUGCCGGUGCAACGUCGUCGACGACUGCCGCCGGCGGUAAAGCGACGUUGAUUGGAGGUACCGGUGCGGUUGGAGGCAACGUUGAAUUGAAAGCAGGGGCAGGAACGUCGUCGUCUGUCAUUGGCGGAGGAAAUGUCAUUGUGACUGCUGGAGCCGGCUCAGCUAGUACUGGUGGCAGUAUCAGCUUGAUUAGUGGUGCCGGAGCAUCCACGGCUGCGAGCGGUCAAAUUACAUUGUCAACCUUGGCUGGAACUAGUACAAGCGGCAGUAUUUCACUCUCUACAGGAGCAGCAACCGCUGGCUCGGGUGGGGUGAUCAGAAUCACAGCCGGUGCAAGUUCCUCCGGGGUGGGUAGCAGUGUGACCGUCACUGCUGGUAGCACUACUGGUAAUACUGGCGGUACAAGCAAUAUUGUUGGUGGAGCUGGAUCUGUUGGCGGUAACGUAGCGUUGAACGGUGGGGCCGGCACAGCUGGCGUUGGCGGUGACGUGGUAUUGUCCGGCGGAAUAGGUUCGACCACAAGCGGUGCAGUUUCAUUGUCCACUAUUGGCGGUGCCAUCAACAGCGGAGCCAUUUCCUUGUCGACUGGAUCGUCAACGUCUGGCACUGGAGGUGUCAUUUCACUUUCGGUGGGUGCUACGUCCACGGGUGUUGGAAGUGCCAUCUCGUUGACUCCAGGUACCAGUGGUGACGACACUGGCGGCAAAUCGUCCAUUUUUGGCGGGACUGGUGUUAUUGGCGGAAACGUUGAAUUAACAGGUGGCACUGGCACUACAGCGUCCACCAGUGUUGGUGGGGGCAAUGUCAUUUUGUCUGGUGGUGCCGCGACUUUGGGAACGGGUGGCGCCGUCCAGCUCAUCAGCGGAGCUGGUGCCUCUUCCAAAGCAAGUGGGGUGAUUGUUCUCUCCACUUUGGCGGGGGCUGCCACAAGCGGUAGUAUUUCACUCACCACGGGCGAUGCAAGUGCCGGAUCGGGCGGUACGAUCGGAAUCUCCGCGGGUUCGUCGUCUACGGGAGUUGGAAGUGCGGUGACCGUCACUGCAGGCAGCAGCUCAGACAAUACCGGUGGGAAAAGUCGACUAUUUGGCGGGGAAGGUACCGUGGGUGGAAAUGUGGAGCUGACCGGUGGUGUUGGGUCCGCCGGCGCAGGUGGGAACGUGGUCCUCAAGUCUGGGUCUGGUUCCACGGCAAGUGGAGCUCUGACGUUGUCUACACUUGGCGGCGCUAUCAAUAGUGGCGUCAUUUCCAUUCUGUCUGGCACGUCUACUUCUGGAAGUGGUGGCAACAUUGUUGCGACGGUCGGCGAUAGUUCCACUGGAGUGGGUGGCUCCAUUACGUUAACGUCUGGCUUGACGUCAUCGACGACGUUAGCAGGAGGGAAAACGUCCCUUGUGGGUGGGGCUGGUGCGAUUGGUGGCAAUGUCGAGUUGACUGGUGGUGUUGGGUCAGGCACCGCUACCGGCGCUGGAGGUGGCAGCGUGGUGCUAACUGGCGGCUCGGGAACGAGUAACACUGGCGGCAGCAUCAACCUCAUCAGUGGCGCCGGCUCUUCCACCAAGGCAAGUGGUCAAAUCACGUUGUCGACGUUGUCGGGUGCUGCACCGACGGGCAGCAUUUUAUUGACGACGGGCACUGCGACCGCAGGUGGUGGCGGUGGCAUCGCGCUUACUGUUGGAAGUAGUUCGACAGGAGUGGGGAACUCCGUUGCCCUCACUGCUGGCAACAGUGGUGACAACACUGGCGGGAAGAAUACUCUUACCGGAGGACAAGGGCUAGCUGGAGGCAACAUCGAGCUCACUGGGGGGCUGGGUACAACUGGCGUUGGCGGCAAUAUAGUCAUGGUCGGCGGUGCAGGUGCGUCGGGUUCCACCAGCGGCGGCAUCACCCUCUCGACAGUUGGAACUGGAAUGUCCAGCGGGGCAAUUGCUAUCGUCACGGCCGAUUCCACCACUGGAUCUGGCGGUGCGAUUUCGUUGUCGGUUGGGUCCAGCUCUGUCGGCAUCGGUAGCGCUGUGUCGGUCACAGCGGGCGCCAGCAGUCUCUCCACUGGAGGCAAGGCCACCAUCACGGGUGGUGCGGGUACCAUUGGUGGCAACGUGGAGUUGAAAGCUGGCGCUGGCUCUUCCACGGUGGGUGGCAACCUCUUGCUGGUAUCGGGAGCUGGCUCCACCAUCGGGGGGUCCGUCACGGUGCGACUUGGUGCUGGGUCGUCCAGUGGGUCGUUCUCUGUCGCGGACGCCACGGCGUCGUCGCUGCUGACUGUCAGCCCGACGUUGCUGGCAGGUGCGUGUGCUGCCAUUACACUCAGCGCCACCGCCUCGAGCUUGUCGUUGGCGUCGACGGGAGUGGUGCUCACGGGCACGACCACCAAAGUCACGGGCGGCAACUUGCUUGUGGACUCGAACGGGUUUGAGAUCAGCAAUUCUGGUACGCCCAAGUUUACCGUGUCCAACGGAGGCAACAUCGUCACAGCGGGCACAAUGGAAUUGACCAUGGACGCGGCGACGAUCACACACUCUGGCGCGACUUCGCUCGCGGUGACCACGCCUUCGUUUUCGCUCACGGUCACCAAUGACAUCACGCUGGGCUCGGCUGCGCAGACGGCGCCCAUUACAUUGAACGGCCCGAUCACGGCGGCCAGUUCCGUGGCGAUUGGAACGUCUGCCACCGUUGGCAGCACACUUAGCGUCACAUCCACCACAAGUUUGAAUGGGUUGGUCAAGAUGGCGGGAGCAUUCACGUCGUCCGCCAUCACAUCGACCACGAGUUGCACACAAGGCGACUUCAAGUACGACACGACAGACUUGUACAUUUGCGUUGGCGUCACGUACAAAAGAGUGACGUACACGGCGUGGUGAUUUCAAGACAAUAUCAAAGUAGAAAUAGCAAUUGCAUUUGCACUAGUAUUAUUUAAUAGACAUUUCAUGUUUGUGUAA